Messenger RNA from Neurospora tetraspora, 870 nucleotides. RefSeq names its product ATP synthase delta chain mitochondrial precursor. Gene Ontology annotation, molecular function: proton-transporting ATP synthase activity, rotational mechanism. NCBI's taxonomy places the organism in Eukaryota, Fungi, Ascomycota, Sordariomycetes, Sordariales, Sordariaceae. Gene Ontology annotation, biological process: proton motive force-driven ATP synthesis. The coding region runs from base 263 to 760 and encodes 165 amino acids. The record is from RefSeq and is a predicted model, not a curated record. The transcript has 5 exons.
CCGACGUCAAGGUUCUGGGGCUUUGCCAAGCUUUUGGUGCUUCGCUGGAAGAGAAAGCUCCCUCCAGUCUUCGAGGUGCUUGCUGAAGCUCUCAGAAGACGGGCCCCGCACAAACAUUAUUCCUUGUUCCCGGAUCCCGGCUAAGCGAAUUUGAGGUCGGUACUCCAUACUAGCAUUGGGCCAUUGGCAAAACUGCUUGACGACGGAACCACCGAUCGCGACAACGACGACGGCCUGCCCUCAAUUGAGACCGCAUAUCACCAUGAACUCCCUCCGUAUUGCUCGUGCCGCCCUCCGGGUGCGCCCCACUGCCGUCCGCGCCCCCCUCCAGCGCAGAGGUUAUGCUGAGGCCGUCGCCGACAAGAUCAAGCUCAGCCUUUCCCUCCCUCACCAGGCCAUCUACAAGUCCCAGGAUGUCGUCCAGGUCAACAUCCCCGCCGUCUCCGGUGAGAUGGGUGUCCUCGCCAACCACGUUCCCUCCAUCGAGCAGCUGAAGCCCGGCCUUGUCGAGGUCAUCGAGGAGAGCGGCAGCAACAAGCAGUACUUCCUUUCCGGUGGCUUCGCCGUUGUCCAGCCCGGCUCCAAGCUCAGCAUCAACGCCGUUGAGGGUUACGCCCUUGAGGACUUCAGCGCCGAGGCCGUCCGCGCUCAGAUCGCCGAGGCCCAGAAGAUUGUCAGCGGUGGUGGUAGCCAGCAGGACAUUGCUGAGGCCCAGGUUGAGCUCGAGGUCCUCGAGUCCCUCCAGGCUGUUCUCAAAUAGAUGUAUCAUCAUCCUUAAUCCUACCCUCAUUGUAGCAUACACCAAGAUUCCCUAUCUUAGUUAAGGAGAGAACGUCUGAACAUGCUGCUUUGAGUGUGCACAGAUAUUGC